AUGGCGCCUCCAAACCCAACCGGCUUCGACAUGAAGACCUUCAAGGCUGCGGCCUCACCUACAUCAGAAUGGGCGCUAAGAGAUCCAUGGAAGCGAAAUGAGGCAUGGCGAUACACAGGCCCAUUCUCCCGAUGGAACAGAUUUAAGACCGGAUUUCCAGGCCUCGGAAUUGCGACUGUUGCUUUUGCCAUAUACUGCGGCUACGAGUACGCUUUCUUGAAUGACAACCACCAUGGCCACAAGGAGGAGGGUCACCACUGA
This is a messenger RNA of Nannizzia gypsea CBS 118893, 261 nucleotides long. RefSeq lists its product as hypothetical. Gene Ontology annotation, cellular component: mitochondrion. The record is from RefSeq and is a predicted model, not a curated record. Gene Ontology annotation, biological process: electron transport chain; mitochondrial respiratory chain complex I assembly. The transcript is spliced from 2 exons. NCBI's taxonomy places the organism in Eukaryota, Fungi, Ascomycota, Eurotiomycetes, Onygenales, Arthrodermataceae. Bases 1 to 261 code for a protein of 86 amino acids.